ACCGUUUCUCUCAAUUAAUGAGAUUUAACUUAUAAAUGAACAAGAUUGAACAAACUUUCAUUAUUUGUUUCCUUUCAUAAAAAUUUGAUGGGAUUGCAGAGGCACAUUUGCUUCCAGUAUACAAGGAGAUCAACCUGGAAAAGAUUCAAAUCAUUUAUUAUUAAGAUCAUAUCUGAAUAAUAAUUGUAGUUUGCUCCUUUUGGAUUAGACUUUUCAUUUUAACACAUCUUCUUCUUUGUAAUGUUGUAAACUUUUACAGGAUGAUUCCUUGGAGCACUUCUCACGAUUUCUUACCUCUUGCCAUGACUUUUCUUGUUGGAAGUUUCGGACUCACAUCUUUAACCUUGCUGUGUACUGUUAUGACAUUUGCAGAGAGGGAGGAGCUAAAGUGCUGUCCUUACAGAUUUUCAUUGGCAAUUCUAUUUGGGAAAUUUAUUUUAUAAUAUCGGUUGCUGCUUGUGUUGGAUUUUAUUGUUCUGUGUUCUUUUUGCAUCGCGUCAUCUUAUAUUUUUUUCAGAUAAUCUGUUGAUGAUGUUUGUUGUGGCGCUAAAUAACUGACAAUUCAUUUGUGUUUUUUCUUUGACUGAUACUUUCUGGUUUCUUUUUCACUUACAACUCUAAUAACUAACUUGGCUGCCUCAGUUUGUUGCACUAUUGAGUGACAAAUUCAGAAAGACGCCUGGUUCUUGCACCGACCUACAUUUCUUUCAUAGAAGAUGAUAAAAUCUUGAAAUGUGGAGUUCAUGGGAGUAUCUUAUUAUGAUAAGUAUGCUGGAUCCACGUCUUUUUUAAAUUUUAUUACGUAUAUCGACUUUAUGAUAACAUAGUACUGAUUUCUACCGUACAGCUAGUAGCAGGUAAAGGAUGCACAUAGCGCCCUGAAUGGUUUGCUGAUUUGUUUUAUAUUUCAAUGAAAUUUUCAAAAUAACUUACUUUUUAGUAAUCUUUAUGCCAGCACGAUUAUGAGGAAGCGAUUGGUUUGACAGAGUAUUACUCUCCAUGAGAAGUAAUUCUAUAGUUUGGUUCAUUCAAUGAAGGGUCUGGUCGUAGAGGAUGUAGUCUUUAUAUCAUUCUUAUAGUUUUUGCCCCAUAAGUUGGAUUGAUCCAUUGAAUAGGUUUCUUGAUUUGGUAUGUGGCCUGCAGGUAAGCUUGGUGGCCCCCUCCUCAAUGGUGGAAACAUUUGAUUGAUGGUUCACAUUGUGAAUGGGUGGAAAACUGUUUUAAUUUCAUUGCCUUUUUCAUCUGCACAUUUCAUAUUUUAAAAAGUUUGUUUUCGUGUCCCUGUUCUGCUCAAGUCGAGAGACUGAAUAUGAAUUGGAUAAAUGGGUGAUACAUGUUUUGGUUUUAGGGGUUAAAUGGAGGAAGAGAUAAAAGGCAGAUUUUGUGUGUUUGGUAUGAGUGUGGCUCACAACACUUAGAUGUCGGGGUCGAACCAGAACCGCACAAAAAAAUAUAGGAUCCGGAGUUGCACGCCUAUUUUUUGGUUCUCGUUCUCCGAUAUAUGGUUUCCCGUGACAAUUUGGAAACUUUUGGUUCCAGUAUUGGUUCGGUAUCGGAAUUGUGUUCCUUCCUAGUUAGGGGUAUAUACUUAGAGGACAUCAACUUCUUCUAUUUGUCAUCUUUGGGGGAUAUCUGAAAUGUGUUCAAAGCUAGGAAGUACUUAUCUUUUUUCAGCCUUCUCCCCUAUGUCAAAUUUUUCUUGGCGUUUCGUUACUUAUGUUUUCUGCUUAUUACUUAUUUUUACUAGUUUUCUACCUCGUGCUUUGCAAAGACCCUCUCAACACCUUCCGGGAUUGGGAGGUCGCCGGGAACGAGAACGUUUCGAGUCUCGUUUGGUGCGGGUGGUCGGGCGUGGAAUGCGGGCAGUACGGCCACGUCACCGCGCUCGACCUCUCCCGCCGCAAUCUCUCCGGGAUUUUCCCGGCGAGUUUCCGGCACCUCCUCCGGCUCCGGCACCUCAAUUUGAGCGGGAAUCUCUUUGACUGCCCAAUGCCGCCCCCGGUUUUGGAGCUUCCCGGCCUGACGACGUUGGACAUUAGUAACAAUUCCUUCGGCCCCACUCUCCCGCCGGCCGUUUCGCGGCUCCGGUCUCUCUCUGUUUUCAACGCCUUCAGCAACAACUUCUCCGGACCGUUGCCGGGAGAAAUCGUGUCGCUGAAGAACCUCGAGUACCUCAAUCUCGGCGGGAGUUACUUCUCCGGCGAAAUCCCGGCUAGCUACGGAAGUCUUUCCAACCUGAAGUUUCUCUACUUGGCCGGUAAUUUACUCACCGGCGCAAUCCCGCCGGAAUUGGGUUUGUUGAAACACCUUGAGAAUCUCCUGAUUGGGUAUAACGAGUACUCCGGCGGUAUUCCGGUGGAGAUUUUCACCCUACAUAACUUAACCUAUCUUGACAUUUCCCAGGCAAAUCUUUCCGGCCAUCUUUCGCCGCAAAUCUCAAAUUUAACGAAGCUCAAAAUUUUGUACCUCUUCAAGAACGGUUUAACGGGGGAAAUUCCCGGGGAACUUUCCCGAUUAACUCUGCUAAAAGAGUUGGAUCUUUCGAGCAACUAUUUCUCAGGGCAUAUUCCGGCGACACUCUCAUCACUGGAAAAGCUAUCGAUCUUAUCGCUGCUGGGGAACAACUUGACCGGAGAAAUCCCACCGGGGAUUGGACAGCUUCCCUGUCUUGAGAGGCUAUCUCUGUGGAACAACUCGCUGACAGGGAUUUUGCCGCAAAAAUUGGGUUCAAAUUCCAGGCUAGUAAAGAUGGACGUCUCGUCAUGUUCUCUCUCCGGCCCGAUCCCGCCGGGCCUCUGCCUCGGUAAGAAACUGGAGAAACUCAUCUUGUUCUCCAAUCAAUUCUCCGGCGCAAUCCCGGCGACCCUUGCGAAUUGCACCUCAUUAACCAGGCUGAGAGUUCAGGAUAACCGGCUGAACGGAUCCAUUCCGGCAGGGUUCGGGUCGUUGCCGAAUCUGACAUUCUUGGACCUCAGCCUCAACAAUUUAUCCGGCGCGAUCCCGGAGGAUUUCGGCAAUGCCGUGAGACUGCAGUUCUUGAACAUUUCCGGGAACCAAUUUCAUUCCGGCUUGCCGGAAAAUAUCUGGAGCGCGCCGGAUUUGAAUAUAUUUUCUGCAAGUCACAGCGCCAUUCAGGGGAAAAUCCCAGAUUUCAGAGGCUGCCAUAGCCUGUACAAGAUCGAGCUCGAAGGGAACAACUUAACCGGAGAUAUCCCACCGGAUGUUCAGCAUUGUGAGAAGCUCAUAUCUUUGAAUUUCCGCCGGAAUUCCCUCUCCGGCAUCAUCCCUUGGGAGAUCUCCUCACUCCCGUCACUCACCGACCUGGAUUUGUCCCACAAUCUUCUCUCCGGGACAAUCUCCUCGAAUUUCGGAGGCACUCGUACCUUAGAGAGCUUCAACGUGUCCUACAACCGUCUCGUGGGCCCAAUACCGUCCGGUCAAGUAUUCUCGAGCCUCCAUGCAUCGUCUUUCACCGGAAACGACGGGCUCUGCGGCAGCAUCAUCAAAAGAUCCUGCCGCAAUGAGCCCGCGACCAGCAUGGAUAUCAAUCAGCCCCAUAAAAGGACCACGAGGAAAGUGGUCUACAUCGUCAUCGCCACAUUUGGGAUUUGCGUGUUCGUACUCGUUGUCGCCUUGAGGUGUUUACGGGCGAGCUACGAUCUCCGAUUCCCCGAUGACCGGGAACCGGACCCGUGGAAGUUGACCGCCUACCAAAGGUUGAAUUUCACGGCGGAAGACGUUUUGGAUUCUGUGAAAGACUGUGACAAGGUGAUUGGGUCGGGAUCCACUGGGACAGUGUACAAGGUGGAAAUGCCAAGUGGUGAGAUCAUAGCCAUAAAAAAAUUACAUAAUCUACAGAAGGACACGAUCCGUAUAAAGAAAGGCGUUUUGGCAGAAGUCGAGGUUUUGAGCAAAAUAAAACAUAGAAACAUUGUGAGACUACUAGGAUGUUGCGCCACUGACGAUUGUGCAUUGUUACUCUACGAGUACAUGCCGAACGGGAGUCUCGAUGAUUUAUUACAUGGUAAAAAUAAAAACAUGAGUAGUAUGGUUGCGGAUUGGGUAACUAGAUAUGAGAUUGCCCUUGGUGUGGCUCAAGGAAUUAGUUAUCUUCAUCACGAUUGUGACCCGAUAGUACUCCAUCGUGACCUAAAACCUAGUAACAUUCUUUUAGACGAUAAAAAUGUGGCUAGGGUUGCUGAUUUUGGAGUCGCUAAGUUAUUCCAAGGUGACGAGUGUACUGUGUCGAUAAUCGCUGGAUCUUAUGGUUAUAUUGCUCCAGAAUAUGCAUAUUCAUUACAAGUUGACGCAAAAAGCGACAUUUAUAGUUAUGGAGUUAUGCUAUUGGAGAUACUGACUGGUAGAAGAUCAAUGGAGUCUGAAUUUGGAGAAGGCAAUAGCAUUGUGGAUUGGGUGAGGUCGAAAUUGAACGCGAAAAAUGACAUGAAAGAAAUAUUCUUUGAUAAAUACGACCUUUCUUCUAAUUCUUCUUGUUCUUCUACUUCUUCCCCAUUGGUGAUGGAGGAGAUGAUGUUAUUGCUUAACAUUGCAUUGUUGUGCACUCGCCGGAAUCCGGCGGACCGGCCUUCCAUGCGGGAAGUUGUUUCCAUGUUGAUAGACGUCAAGCCCAAAAGGAAGUUGCUGGGUGAGAGCGGUGGAUGUGGCGAUGAUGCCAUGGGUAACGGUGGUGACGAUGACAGUCAUGUUCCUGAUAAUCAAAUCACUAGUGUUGAUGAUGAGUGACAAAUUAAAUACGAGUGGUACAUUGUAUAGAAGAAUUCAUUCCCUCAUCGAUUUUUUAAUAGUUAGUGGAAAAUGGUGACACUCACGAUUGGCUUGAGAGCUAGCCAAUUGAUGAAUUGUUAUAUGGGGCGUAACUAUUCUAUUGAUAUAUACAGUAUUACGGUUAUGCCAGAGUUAUUGUUCCCACUAGAGCAAAGAGAGUUAUUGUUCCCGCUAAAAUCAAACAUGUGACAUCCU
Messenger RNA from Cuscuta campestris, 4980 nucleotides. Lineage: Eukaryota; Viridiplantae; Streptophyta; Magnoliopsida; Solanales; Convolvulaceae. The record is from the annotation of a GenBank genome assembly.